AUGAAUUUGUGCGAUGGUUUUUAGGGUCGUGCUCCUUGGACAGUUGGCAGCUCACACGCAGCGGGGAACAGAAGUUUCUUUCUCCUAUAUAAAAUAAAACCCCACCCGGACGUCCAAAAAUCAGCAUCUUAACUAUCUUUUAUUUAAUUUGAGUACUAUAAUUAAGAGCCAAAAAGCCCUUCAGUUUCACUACUCAGAAAGCAAGAAUCAUGACUACUCUUCCAGAACUUGAUGGAAAGGUGAAAGAGUUGAAGGAGUUCGAUGACACCAAGGUUGGUGUAAGAGGACUCCUGGAUUCCGGGGUGGCAAAGAUCCCCAGAAUUUUCAUCCGUCCACCGGAGAGUCAUGAUCCAGAGGCUAACAAAACAACGGGAGCUGAUGGCAGCAACAGUCCCCUCCCGCCGGUUCCCACCAUAGACCUUCAGGGCUUUGAUAUCCCAUCAAGAAGGGCCGAAAUUGUUGAUGAAAUUAGUCAGGCACUGGGGGCCUGGGGUUUCUUCCAAAUGGUCAAUCAUGGGAUUCCCACGGGUGUGUUGGACAACUUGUUGAGAAGCACCAGGGAAUUUCAUGAGCAACCCGAGGAAACGAGGAUGGAAUUCUACAGCCGUGAUCCUGCGAGGAAGGUGAAAUAUUACUCCACUGGGGAUCUUUAUCUAACGAAAGUUGCUCAGUGGAAAGAUACCCUCUCCUGCGAUUUCGACGAUACCAGUAAAAUCGACUUGGAAAGCUUCCCUGAGAUUUGCAGAAACGAAAUUGGUGAUUAUCUGAAUCGGUUGAAUGGAUUGAAAAACCUGCUGGCUGAGUUAUUGUCCGAAGCUCUGGGCCUAUCCAGGGGCCACCUUGCCAGUUUGGAGUGCUUCGACAUCCAGAGACUCCUAUGUCAUUAUUAUCCACCAUGUCCCGAGCCUGACUUGACCAUAGGCAUAAUGAAGCACUCCGACCCAUACAUCCUCACAAUCCUCCUGCAAGAUGACAUCGGUGGUCUCCAAAUCCUUCACAAGAACCGAUGGCUGGAUGUAACUCCUGUUGAAGGAUCCCUUUUGGUAAACGCUGGAGAUCUGUUGCAGCUGAUUACCAACGAUAAGUUCACAAGUGUGGAACACAGGGUGAUAGCUAAAAGAGUCGGUCCAAGACGCUCAGUUGCAUGUUUCAUUUACCCAAGAAACAAGAAUCAAUCCAAGCCGUACGGGCCAGUGAAGGAGCUUCUAUCCGACAGGAACCCGCAGAUAUACAGGGAAACCAGCUUCAAUGAAUACAUCAGGUAUUAUGCUUCUAAAGGUCUUGAUGGUGUCAAAGCGCUUCCUCACUUCCAUUUGACAAGUGCAGACAGCUAGGUACAAAUUAAUUCUAGAGAGUGAUCCGAGACAAUAGUGAAGUUUUGAGUUUGUAUUGGCAAAUGACUAUGUACCAGCAACAAAAAGUGGCACAAAAGGAUGAUGCUAAAAAUUGUGCCAAGCAUGAUCUAUGAUGUUAAAAAUUGAGGCAAGCUCACCAUGCAAUUGUUGAGGAUGUCAUGUCUUAAUUAAAGUGCUGGUUUCUUUAUCCCUUCUUUAGCUUCUA
Messenger RNA from Coffea arabica (coffee), 1560 nucleotides. RefSeq names its product 1-aminocyclopropane-1-carboxylate oxidase homolog 1. Lineage: Eukaryota; Viridiplantae; Streptophyta; Magnoliopsida; Gentianales; Rubiaceae. The record is from RefSeq and is a predicted model, not a curated record.